Molecule: messenger RNA, 900 nt
Organism: Adineta steineri
Lineage: Eukaryota; Metazoa; Rotifera; Eurotatoria; Adinetida; Adinetidae
Source: the annotation of a GenBank genome assembly
AUGAUAAUACAACGAUAUCAUCGUUCAUUAUUUAAACUUUUUAUGUUUUUUGGUUUACCAUAUAGUACUACAAUGACAACAUCAAAUAACAAUAAUUAUCAAUUCUUCGAAAAAAUUUCAGGUUAUGAAAAUCGAAAAAAUGAUGUAUUAUUUUUUCCAAAUUCAUCUAAUCUACCAACAAAAAAUAUUGUUUAUUAUUUUGGUGGAGAUAUUCAGGAUUUACCUGAACAGAUGACUUUAUCUAGAGAAAAUCGACAAUAUCAACGUUGGAAUUUAGUAUCAACUGGCGAAAUUCUUUCUCGACGUUUUCCAGAUACUUCAAUUGUUAUUGUGCGACCAAAUGAAAUGAAAGAUGGAAUUUUUUCAAGAUUUUCUAAUUUUGUACCUAAAACCACUGAUUAUGGUGAUCCGAUUUCAUAUGAUACAACUAAUCUAAUUGGUCUUCAUCAUUUACAAGAACUUGAUAAACAAAUUAUAAAGUCAUCAAUAUCUUCAUCUGAUAUUACUUUAAUUGGUUUUAGUAAAGGUUGUGUAGUAUUGAAUCAACUUCUUCAUGAAUUAACUAGUUUAAGAAUGAUGAAAAUCGAAAAUGAACUAUCAAAAUUUGUAUCACGUAUUCGUAAAUUUAUUUGGCUUGAUGGUGGACAUAAUAAUGGAGAGCGAACAAUGAUCUGGCCAACAGAUGAAAAUCUUCUAUUAACUUUUGCACAUUUUCAAAUCGAAGUAGAAAUUUAUGUUACACCAUUUCAAAUAAAUUCAAUGAAUCCAUAUAAACAUAUUCAUACUGAACAAUAUAAAAAAUUUUCUCAAUUAUUACCAUGUCAAUCAAUAAAUAAAAUGUUUUUUGAUAAUGAAAAACCUUCCAUAGAUAAACAUUUUGAAUUAUUAAAUAUAUUUUAA